AUGGCCACUGACUCUUCUGAUCUACCAUCUGAAAAACAGUUGGAGAAUGUGGAGAAGUUGAUGAAUUUAGAGUUAAGGACGCUGUUUGUAUCGAGACAUGAAUAUAGAAUCUACACCAAAGAUGUCGAGUUUGAAAAUAAAUGGAACCCUUCAGAGCCAGAGUCAACCAAGCACAUUGAACUCCAGUCGACGUUUUACGUUAACAACAAGGGCUACGUCUACAAGCACAAACUGGAAAGGACUUAUAUACACGUGCCUGGCAGAAAUUUAGUGAAAAACACCAGGAGAGCCCUAACUUUAUUUCAAAAAUAA
Molecule: messenger RNA, 312 nt
Organism: Helobdella robusta
Lineage: Eukaryota; Metazoa; Annelida; Clitellata; Rhynchobdellida; Glossiphoniidae
Exons: 5
Coding region: 1-312 (103 amino acids)
Source: RefSeq, a predicted model, not a curated record